CAGGGCUGUAAUUGAAGUACAAGAUGGCAAGGACCAGCCACAGCAACUAUGUCCUUCAGCAGCUAAACAACCAAAGAGAGUGGGGCUUUCUGUGCGACUGCUGUAUCGCUAUUGAUGAUAUUUAUUUUCAAGCACAUAAAGCAGUUCUUGCUGCCUGCAGCUCCUAUUUUAGGAUGUUUUUUAUGAACCAUCAACACACUACAGCCCAGCUGAAUCUAAGCAACAUGAAGAUUAGCGCUGAAUGCUUUGAUCUCAUUUUACAGUUCAUGUACUUGGGAAAAAUUAUGACAGCCCCUGCCAAUUUUGAGCAGUUUAAAGUGGCCAUGAACUAUUUACAGCUAUAUAAUGUACCUGAAUGUCUAGAAGAUAUACAGGAUACAGACUCGUCUAGUUUAAAAUGUUCAUCUUCUGCUUCUAGCACCCAGAAUAGUAAAAUGAUAUUUGGCGUGAGAAUGUAUGAAGACACGCUUGCUAGAAAUGGCAGCGAAGCAAACAGGUGGGGCAUGGAGCCGCCAAGUUCAACAGUAAAUACAUCCCAUAACAAAGAGCCUGAUGAAGAAGCUUUGCAGCUAAGCAGCUUCCCCGAACAACUGUUUGAUGUCUGCAAAAAAAGCACCACAUCUAAAUUCUCUCACACGAAAGAGCGCGUGUCCCACUCGCGCCGCUUUGGAAGGAGCUUCACCUGCGACAGCUGCGGGUUCAGUUUUAGCUGUGAAAAGCUACUGGAUGAGCAUGUGUUAACGUGCACUAACAGGCAUUCUUACCAAAGUGCCAGGUACUACAGUGCUGAAAAAGUAGACUUUAACGAAAAGGACUCUACUUCUAAAAUGAUCUCCACACAGACAGAGAAGUGCAAGGGGGACUCGAGCCAAGCUGCGGACGAUUCUUCGUCUCCCGUGUCAAACAUCACAAGCAGGAAAAGCAGCACAGUUGCCUCUGAGACAUCAGGUGAAGAAGGAAGUAGAGCCUCUGAGAGGAAGAGAAUUAUCAUCAAGAUGGAACCAGAGGACAAUCCUGUAGAUGAGCUGAAGGAUUUUAAUAUAAUUAAGGUGACAGAUAAAGACUGCAAUGAGUCUUCUGACAACGACGACCUAGAUGAUGAGCAGGAAGAGCCGCUUUACAGAUACUACGUUGAGGAAGAGAUCAGAGAGAAGAGAAAUGCUCGGAAGACUUUAAAACCCCGUUUGUCCAUGGAUGAGGAUGAAAGAAAGUGUUUGAAGAGUCCACGGCACCUUAACAGGAAGGCUCCUUCGGUGCAGGAAGAUGUGGAGAACGCUCCCUGCGAGCUCUGUGGGCUAACAAUCACCGAGGAAGAUUUGUCCUCUCAUUAUUUAUCCAAACACAUAGAAAAUAUAUGUGCCUGUGGCAAGUGUGGUCAAAUACUGGUCAAAGGCAAGCAGUUACAGGACCAUGCGCAGACCUGUGGAGAACCCCAGGAUCUGACCAUGAACGGGAUCAGAAAUGCUGAGGAGAAAAUGGACUUGGAAGAAAACCCCGAGGAGCAGUCAGAAAUAAGGGACAUGAUGUUUGCAGAGAUGCUAGAGGACUUCAGGGACAGUCAUUUCCAAAUGAACAGCCUUCAAAAAAAACAGUUAUACAAGCAUUCUGCCUGUCCUUUUCGAUGCCCUAAUUGCGGUCAGCGUUUUGAAACUGAAAAUCUAGUGGUUGAACAUAUGUCAAACUGCCUGGAGCAAGAUCUGUUCAAGAACUCCAUGAUGGAAGAGAACGAGAGGGAUCACAGACGUAAGCAUUUCUGCAAUCUUUGUGGGAAAGGAUUUUAUCAGCGUUGCCACUUGCGGGAACACUAUACCGUUCAUACCAAGGAAAAACAGUUUGUUUGUCAGACAUGUGGGAAGCAGUUCUUAAGAGAGCGCCAGUUGCGGCUCCACAAUGAUAUGCACAAAGGCAUGGCCAGUAGUGAAAUAGGGACUUCUAAGCUUCUGAACAACUGAGAGAACCAGGUUUGGAGAAGACAUGAGGAAGAACUGGUCGGCAAAAGAUUUCAUAAAAACUCAGAACCGCGUGUGCCAGAUCUGAAUUGGCACCACCUUUGCUUUUUUGACAUACUGCAGCAGUCGCAAAAGGCACCAAAGCAGUCAAAUUAGAACAUGCAGUAAAAGUUGUUUUGGACUCUUCUCUGUAUUAUAAACCUUACUUCCUUGUGACUAUUAUUUACACCUGUUAAAACAAAUUUGGAGUCUCCUUUCAUGGAGCAGACAGCCGAAAGAGGCAGAUGCCAGGUGUUAGGGGCUGCACUAAAAUGCGUGUGCAGAAUUUGCUCUUCAUGUGCUGGAGUGCUCCUUUUCUGAAAUGAGGCUUCUUAGAGUGUCUGUCAAAAACCAUUUAGAUUUUAGUCAAAUACUAGAAAUGCAUGCCUCUGAACUAAAACUUAGGUAUUUUCAAACAGUUGCAAUGCUAAACUAUCAAGUGUUAAAACAGAGGAAAAAAUUUAAUCUGGAGUACAAGGAGGAAAAAAACCCUUAAAAACUGAGGACAGAGGGUCCCUGAGAAAGGAGAGGAUGGUGAGAAAGACCCAGCUGACCUGAUUCCCUCUGCUGCCAUGAUCAUCAUUUGCAAGCUGAAGAGGACCUUCCACAGUGCU
Eurypyga helias (sunbittern) is the source of this 2602-nucleotide messenger RNA. It is a transcript of the gene ZBTB1, whose product is annotated as zinc finger and BTB domain containing 1. The coding region runs from base 24 to 1952 and encodes 642 amino acids. Gene Ontology annotation, molecular function: phosphatase binding. Gene Ontology annotation, biological process: regulation of immune system process; negative regulation of transcription by RNA polymerase II; negative regulation of phosphatase activity. The transcript is spliced from 2 exons. NCBI's taxonomy places the organism in Eukaryota, Metazoa, Chordata, Aves, Eurypygiformes, Eurypygidae. The record is from RefSeq and is a predicted model, not a curated record.